ACCCAGCCUGGCUGCAGGCGCUCGGCGUUCGGCUGGCCGGGACUGGCGCGGUGGCGGACGCCAUGCGGACUCCGCGGCCUUGCGGCGUCUGCGGGGCGGCCGGCGCGGCCAAGUACCGCUGCCCGCGCUGCGCCGCCGCCUACUGCUCGGUGCCGUGCUGCAGGACCCACAAGGAGCGAUGCGCGCCGGAGCCGCAGCGGGAGCGUUCGGCGGCCGGACAGGCUCUCCCCGGCGGGGCGAAGGGCGCCGGGCAGGCGGCAGGCGGAGCCUGGUCGGUGGAGGACAUCCUGAGGGAAGGCGAGGAGCAGGACCGCGUCCCGCUGCAGAAACUCCAGCUUUUAGCGGAAUCGGAAGAACUGAGAGGCUUGCUUCUGAAUCCACAUCUCAGGCAGCUACUGCUGACCAUCGAUCAAGCAGAAGACAAAAGCUCCCUCAUGAAGAAGUACAUGCAGGAGCCGUUAUUUGUUGAGUUUGCAGACUGCUGUUUGAGAAUUGUUGAACCUCCGGAGAAGGAGAACAUUCUUCCUGAGUGA
Chroicocephalus ridibundus (black-headed gull) is the source of this 533-nucleotide messenger RNA. RefSeq names its product zinc finger HIT-type containing 3 (gene ZNHIT3). Gene Ontology annotation, molecular function: protein binding. The record is from RefSeq and is a predicted model, not a curated record. Gene Ontology annotation, biological process: box C/D snoRNP assembly; snoRNA localization; maturation of LSU-rRNA from tricistronic rRNA transcript (SSU-rRNA, 5.8S rRNA, LSU-rRNA). NCBI's taxonomy places the organism in Eukaryota, Metazoa, Chordata, Aves, Charadriiformes, Laridae. Bases 63 to 533 code for a protein of 156 amino acids. The transcript is spliced from 5 exons. Gene Ontology annotation, cellular component: nucleus; pre-snoRNP complex.